AUGGUGACAACAAACAUGGCACGCGAUGCGCUGGAGAAGUGGCUGCUCAAGCAUACAAUGGUAUUAAUAUUGUGGGGUUGGGAUUGCAUUCAAUGCCAGCAUCGGUGGCGUACGUAUGUUAGACGGAACCGGUUAGUCAUUAUCGUUAUUGAUUUGUGCGACCAAUACUUACAGUCAAAUAUAUCAUAUGUUACAGUGACUGAUGAGGUGGAGGCGCGAGCGCUUAGUAUGAAUCCCAAUCACAUCGACAUAUACUCGGCGUCGUGGGGUCCAGAAGAUGACGGCAAGACAGUGGACGGGCCCGGAAGGCUCGCACAGAGAGCUUUUAUUGAUGGCAUACGAAAGGGACGUCACGGACGGGGAUCUGUAUUUAUAUGGGCAUCAGGGAAUGGCGGCCGACGUCUAGAUAACUGUAAUUGUGAUGGAUAUACCAAUUCUAUAUAUACUCUCUCCAUAAGCAGUGCCACACAAAACGGUGCCGCCCAAUGA
Medioppia subpectinata is the source of this 489-nucleotide messenger RNA. Lineage: Eukaryota; Metazoa; Arthropoda; Arachnida; Sarcoptiformes; Oppiidae. The record is from the annotation of a GenBank genome assembly.